UGAAUCCCGCGCGUGUCCGUGUCUGAUGACCCGGGGGUGUGAUGCAGGAGCCCGCGGAGACUCUCCCAUCCGCCGCGUCUCCAGAUGGCACGUUUUUCCUGAGUUUGGAGCGUAAAUCCUCGCGCUGUUUCCUUUUGCCAUGAAUAACAGAAGCCUUUGCACAGAUGGCCCCUGUAUACGAAGGUAUGGCCUCGCAAGUGCAAGUCUUCUCCCCCCACACUCUCCAGUCAAGUGCCUUCUUUAGCGUAAAGAAACUGAAGGUGGAGCAAAGUUGUAACUGGGAUAUGACAGGGUACGGCACGCACAGCAAAGUCUACAGCCACAACAGCAGUAAGAACGUGUCUGCGGCCGGCGGGCCCCUGGGGAUCAACGGCUCCGCUCUGCCCUACGAACAGGCGCUCAUCUUUCCUGCCAGCGCGGGCCACAUCGUGGUGGCCUCGGCCAGCAGCACUUCUGGGGCGGUGGGCUCUGUCCUGGGCAGCGGAGGCGGAGGUAGCAGCAGCAGCAGCAGCGCGGGCGGCGGCAGCGCGCUCCACAACCUGACGCGGCGUAGCACUGUCAGUCUCUUAGACACGUACCAGAGAUGUGGGCUUAAACGCAAGAGCGAGGAGCUAGACAACAACAGCAGUGUGCAGAUCAUCGAGGAGCACGGUCCAUCCAUGAUCCAUAACGGAGCGGCCAGCGGAGCCACGGUGGCCACGGCGGCCACCGCCACCUCCACCGCCACCUCCAAAAACAGCGGCUCCAACAACGAGGGAGACUACCAGCUCGUGCAGCACGAGGUGCUCUGCUCGAUGACCAACACGUACGAGGUGUUGGAGUUCUUGGGGCGAGGGACGUUCGGUCAGGUGGUCAAGUGUUGGAAGAGGGGCACCAACGAGAUCGUCGCAAUCAAAAUCUUGAAGAACCACCCGUCGUACGCGCGGCAGGGCCAGAUCGAGGUCAGCAUCCUGGCCCGUCUGAGCACAGAGAGCGCAGACGACUACAACUUUGUGAGGGCCUACGAGUGCUUCCAGCACAAGAACCACACGUGCCUGGUGUUUGAGAUGCUGGAGCAGAACCUGUACGACUUCCUCAAACAGAACAAGUUUAGCCCUCUGCCGCUCAAGUACAUCCGCCCCGUGCUGCAGCAGGUGGCCACGGCGCUCAUGAAACUCAAGAGUCUGGGACUGAUCCACGCUGACCUAAAACCAGAGAACAUCAUGCUGGUGGACCCCUCCAGGCAGCCGUACAGGGUAAAGGUCAUCGACUUCGGCUCAGCCAGCCACGUGUCCAAAGCAGUGUGCUCCACCUAUCUCCAGUCCAGAUACUACAGAGCGCCGGAGAUCAUUCUGGGGCUGCCGUUCUGCGAGGCCAUCGACAUGUGGUCCCUGGGCUGCGUCAUCGCCGAGCUCUUCCUGGGAUGGCCGCUCUACCCCGGAGCGUCAGAAUACGAUCAGAUCCGGUACAUCUCGCAGACACAGGGCCUACCCGCGGAGUAUUUAUUAAGCGCUGGGACGAAAACAACCAGGUUCUUCAACAGAGAUUCGGAGUCGACGUACCCGCUGUGGAGACUCAAGACUCCGGAGGACCACGAGGGCGAGACCGGGAUCAAGUCCAAGGAGGCUCGCAAGUACAUCUUCAACUGCCUGGACGAUAUGGCUCAGGUGAACAUGACAUCAGACCUGGAGGGCAGCGACAUGUUGGCGGAGAAGGCCGACCGCAGGGAGUUUAUCGACUUGUUGACAAAGAUGCUGACCAUCGACGCAGACAAAAGAAUCACGCCCAUCGAAACGCUCAACCAUCCCUUUGUCACCAUGUCCCAUCUGCUGGAUUUCCCCCACAGCACACACGUCAAGUCGUGCUUCCAAAAUAUGGAGAUCUGCAAACGCCGCGUGAACAUGUACGACACCGUGAACCAGAGCAAGACGCCGUUCAUCACCCACGUGGCCCCCAGCACCUCCACCAACCUCACCAUGACCUUCAACAACCAGCUCAACACUGUGCACAGCCAGGCCACCAACCUGGCUCCCUCUUCCACCACCAAUGCCACCCUUUCCUUUGCCAGUCCCGAUGUCUCCAUACUAAACUACCAAUCUGCACUCUACCAGCCCUCCGCAGCGUCCAUGGCGGCCGUGGCUCAGAGGAGCAUGCCCCUCCAGGCGGGCGCCCCUCAGCUCUGCGCCGCCCGGCCCGACCCCUUCCAACAGGCGCUCAUCGUGUGUCCCCCCGGCUUCCAAGGGCUGCAGGCGUCCCCUUCCAAGCACACCAGCUACUCCGUGAGGAUGGAGAAUGCUGUUCCCAUAGUGACGCAAGCCCCCGGUGCCCAGCCUCUGCAGAUACAGCCCGGCCUCCUCACGCAGCAGGCCUGGCCCAGUGGUACGCAGCAAAUCCUUCUGCCUCCAGCCUGGCAGCAGCUCACCCACACCUCAGUCCAGCACGCCACCGUCAUCCCCGAGACCAUGGGCGGCACCCAGCCCCUCGCCAACUGGAGGAAUUCCCAUCCCCACGGCAGCCAUUACAAUCCCAUCAUGCAACAGCCGGCCUUGUUGGCGGGUCACGUCACGCUCCCGUCCAACCAGACGCUGAACGUGGGAGUCGCUCAUGUCAUGAGGCAGCCCUCCACCAACAACAACUCCUCAUCCAAGAAGAACAAGCAGCACCAGAUGUCCACCAGAAACAUGUCGUCGUACGAGGUGUCGUCGUCCCAGGCGGUGCUCUCGCCUCAGCGCUCUAAGAGAGUGAAGGAGAACACCCCUCCUCGAUGUGCCGUGGUGCAGAACGGACCCUCCUCCAACUGCCCCGCGUCCCAGGGCUGUGGCGGCGGAGGGUGGGGUCAGAGUCAGCCCGAGCAGGCGUCCAGCACCACCAGGGACCACCAGAGCCACGUACCCCGACAGACCAUCAUCAUCCCGGACACGCCCAGCCCUGCGGUCAGCAUCAUCACCAUCAGCAGCGACACGGACGAGGAAGACGAGCACAAGCAAAGCAAUAGCUCAUCUUCAAAACAUAGAAAGAACGUCAUUAGCUGCGUGACGGUCCACGAUUCCCCGGAGUCCGACUGCUCCAGCCACAACAGCCCGUACGCCGUGGAUUCCCGGACCGCCGCCAACAACAACAACAAUCAAAACAAUCACACGUACGACACCAAGACCACCAUCCUGGACAACUACAACAACGGCAACCCCCGCACCAUCAUCAUCCCCCCCCUCAAGUCACAGAACAACGAGGCGUCAACCAACGAGUGCGAACGCCUCAUGCCAGAACCUAUGAACCAUCAGAACUCAUCGUACAAAUAUAAAACCUCCAACGGCGUCGUGUCUGGCAGUAAUCACAUACAGGGCGGAGUCCCGGGAGGUGGAGCCUAUCGUCAGCAGCGCACAGGGCCACACCCACUUCAGCAACAGCCGCUUAAUCUCAGCCAGGCGCAGCAGCACAUGGUCGCCGAGCGCAACGGAGGUCACCGUCGACAACAGGCCUACAUCGCCCCCACCAUCGCCCCCCAGCCGCCCUACUCAUUUCACCACAACAGCCCCUCCCACGCGCCCAACGUCCACCCGCACCUGGCCGCGACGCACCUGUCCAGCCAGCCUCACCUUUACACCUACGCGGGCCCCACGGCUUUAGGCUCCACCGGGACCGUCGCCCACCUGGUGGCGUCGCAGGGGUCCGGGCGGCACGCCGUCCACCAGCACGGCACCUACCCCCCCGGCAUCGUUCACCAGGUGCCCGUGUCCAUGAACCACCGGGUGCUGCCCUCGCCGACGCUCCACCACGGCCAGUACCAGGCUCAGUUUGCACAUCAGGCCUACAUCAGCGCCUCGCCCGCCUCCACGGUCUACACUGGAUACCCGCUGAGCCCCACCAAGGUCAACCAGUACCCGUACCUCUAGAGACCACCACGACUGUGCUCCAAACGGGCCACUGGCUGCGGGACGGGUGUUUUAUUUCCACCAAACGAUACGAUAUCCCAUAGAAACGCUGUAUUUCUCGAGCUGGGGGUGUUUUACAUGCACCUCUAUGGGCGGUUCAACAGUUGCCGUGGUGACGCAGUGUACACGUAAACAA
This is a messenger RNA of Periophthalmus magnuspinnatus, 4047 nucleotides long. RefSeq names its product homeodomain interacting protein kinase 2 (gene hipk2). Gene Ontology annotation, molecular function: ATP binding; transcription coactivator activity; SMAD binding. Gene Ontology annotation, biological process: intrinsic apoptotic signaling pathway in response to DNA damage by p53 class mediator; positive regulation of transcription by RNA polymerase II; smoothened signaling pathway. The transcript has 15 exons. The record is from RefSeq and is a predicted model, not a curated record. NCBI's taxonomy places the organism in Eukaryota, Metazoa, Chordata, Actinopteri, Gobiiformes, Gobiidae. Gene Ontology annotation, cellular component: nucleus; cytoplasm; PML body. The coding region runs from base 165 to 3872 and encodes 1235 amino acids.